GAUCUUACAGCGUAGUCCGUGACGUCAAAGGAGGAAGCGGGUGAAACACAAAUGCUCCAGUAUGAGCCAUGGAGGGUCACAGUAUAACCAAAGUGGUCCUGCUGGCCUGCGGGUCCUUCAACCCCAUCACCAACAUGCACAUGAGGAUGUUUGAACUGGCUCGAGAUCACCUGGAAGACACAGCUCUGCCAAAGCUGAUGUUGCUGUGCGGGGCUGACGUCCUCGAGUCUUUUGGGAUUCCCAACAUGUGGAAGCAGGAGGAUAUCGCAGAGAUCGUGGGCCGCCACGGUUUGGUUUGCAUCAGCCGCAGCAACAGCGAUCCACAUAAGUUCAUCCACCAGUCAGACUUGCUGUGGAAGUAUCGCAAGAACAUCCAUAUCGUCCGCGAAUGGGUGACUAACGACAUCUCAGCCACUCACGUGCGGCGGUCGCUGCGGCGCGGCCAGAGCGUCAGAUACCUUCUGCCAGACAGCGUCAUUCACUACAUCAAAGAGCACGGCCUGUACAGCUCUGAGAGCGAGCAGAAAAACGCAGAUGUGGUUCUAGCGCCCCUCCAGAGGUACACGGGUGCUUCCUCAAGUUGAGGAAAUUUGACUGUGAAUUUGAAACAAAAGUGCCUGCACUGAACAGGAGUCUUUUCUAAGAAUGGGUGUGUUUCAGGUCAUUGAGUGAAGUGAUUUAGUAACAGUUUCACUUUGCCGGAACUUUUUGUUUGCGUGUGUGGAAAAAUACACAAGAUCACAAAAUAACUGAGCAGCAGAUCAUAUAGAUGAGCGGUCACAUAAAUGUGUUUCCAGUCAAUCAAAGCAUUUACAUUCAACUGUGAAACGGUGAGCCGACGAUGUUUUUUAUUAGAUGAAAUAUGGUGCAUAGAGAAUUAAUUGAAUCACACUUGCUUUACCACAGUUAUCCUUUCCAUGUCUGGCUUCAGCGCACUCCGGUUAGUCAACAUGUUUUUGUACCUAGAGCUGUAUUUUUCCAUGCUUUAAAUACCCACUUCUUCGAUCUAAUGAUAAAGACAUGAUAUGUGAUAUUCUAGAAAUAAACAGCACUCUUUGUUUACCA
Messenger RNA from Neolamprologus brichardi, 1065 nucleotides. The record is from RefSeq and is a predicted model, not a curated record. Lineage: Eukaryota; Metazoa; Chordata; Actinopteri; Cichliformes; Cichlidae.